Caenorhabditis bovis is the source of this 1965-nucleotide messenger RNA. Lineage: Eukaryota; Metazoa; Nematoda; Chromadorea; Rhabditida; Rhabditidae. The record is from the annotation of a GenBank genome assembly.
AUGCAUGAGCCGUCGUCAUCAAACAAUUUAAACGGUUCGGACCUUUCAUCGCCGCAGAAUCACACGGGACCAUUGAACGUUUCGACGAUGGAGGACGUCUUCUCGAAACCAAUGACGCCCGAAAUGCUUCAAAUGAUGAUGACAUAUUUGCGACGGCACGGAUUAUCGGAAACCGAAGAAUCGCUGUCGCGCGAAGCGCCGGGACUACUGAAAGCCGGACUCAGCGCCUCGAAUGGGCUUCCGCCAGACGAGGCUUUAUCGGUCGAAUUCGACACAUUUGUUCAGCAUUUCAACUCGCUCACCGAUGUUGUUCAGGCGGAAUUCAGCCAACUAUUAUUCCCGGUGUUCGCCCACAGUUAUUUCUCGUUAAUUGGCGCUGGUGUGCAGGCGACAGCGCGAUCGUUUUUCGAGCGAUUCAAAUGCUUCAUACCGGAAUGCUAUGCUGAAUAUGUGCACGAGCUCUCGCGAAUCGACGACGCCAUUUCGCUGAAGGCUUCUGAUUGUUUUCACACGCUGACAGACAAUCAUUUCGUUGUGAAAAUGUCGAAAGCUUGCACCAAACAGCUCGAAUUGGUCACGUUGCGAUUACGAGCAGUUAAGAAUAUCAUCGCCAAAAAUGUGCUCAUUGAACAAACCGACGUGAACACGAAAUUCCGGUCGACGAUCGAAGCGCAAAUGGGCGGAAUUCUGGGUCAGACGUCGAAAAACGACAAACGGCACAAGAUGUUCUAUGGAGUUGUGAAAGACGAUUUGAUGGUGCAAAUCGAGAAGAAAAAAAUGAAAGGCAAAGAGUCGAGAGAUGCGGGCAAAAAAAUUCAGAGUGUGGCCCCAGCCGCUGAUCGAAUUCCAUUGCCGCCUUUGAGCGAAUAUAUUCGAGAGGAGAAGAGAAAUCACCAGCGGGAGGUCUCCAAAAUGACGAUUGUGUCCGCCGAAUCGCCGGUGUCGAUUUGUAUGUAUACGACGCUGAAUUCGCCGUUUGGAAUCGCCUCGUCGGAUUUCUCGGAUGACUCGUCGUUUGUUGCAAUGGGCAUGUCGGAUUCGACAAUCGUCAUCAACGCGAUGAAUCCGAUGUCGAAACUUCGAAAAUUGCAUUCGGUCGACGUUUUGGAGAAAAUCGAUAUGGAAACCGCCGAGAAUAUCCAGGAGUUGAUGUUCGACGCCGACCAAUCGGCGGGAAAUUUGAAAUUCACGGGACACGGCGCGCCGGUGUUCUCGGUGAACUUUUCGCCGGACAAACGCCUACUUUUAUCGUCGUCCGGCGACAAAACGGUGAGAUUGUGGAGUCUCGAGGUUCAGAAGAAUGUGGUUGUGUAUCGGACGCCGACGGUCAUUUGGGAUGCGCAAUUCUGCAAUCGCGGCUAUUAUUUUGCGACGGGCGGCGCCGACAAAAUGGCGGCGGUCUGGUGCACGGAUCGAAUGCAGCCGAUUCGGAUGUUCGCCGAGGCGUUCGGCGACGUCGGCUGCGUCGACUUCCAUCCGAAUUGCAAUUACGUCGCCGGCGGCUCCGAUGAUCGAUAUGUUCGCGUUUGGGACAUGCUUCAGGGAACGUGCGUUCGCAGCUUCAGCGGUCACAAGGGCAAUGUGAUCGCGGUCAAGUUCUCGCCCGACGGCCGCUAUCUGGUGUCGGUCGAUUCGGCCGGCAAUGUCCUAUUGUGGGAUCUCGCCUAUCAGCGGCUUCUCGCCGUCGAGACGACCGAGCAGACGGGCACGAAGGGCUCGAUAGCGUUCACGCGCGACGGCGGCGCGUUUGCGGUCUCGCACGGAAAUUCGAACAUUUCGGUGUACUCGUUGGACGCGAUGAUCGCGAAUAUGGCGGCGAACGCGCAAAACGACUUUUGUCUUGAUCCCAAAAUCAACAUGGACGGCUUCAAUAUCGGCACAUAUCCAACAAAACAGACGCCCGUCAUCGGGCUUCACUUCACUCGUCGCAAUUUGCUGAUGGCUCUUGGCUGCUUCGGACAAUGA